Messenger RNA from Penicillium atrosanguineum, 1680 nucleotides. RefSeq names its product putative extracellular lipase. The record is from RefSeq and is a predicted model, not a curated record. NCBI's taxonomy places the organism in Eukaryota, Fungi, Ascomycota, Eurotiomycetes, Eurotiales, Aspergillaceae. The coding region runs from base 1 to 1680 and encodes 559 amino acids. The transcript has a single exon.
AUGCUGUUCUUGUUCUUGUUCUUAUUACCGGCAGUUCUAGCUGCACCAGCGAAGAGAGAUGGUGACCCUACAGUCACCAUUUCUCACCCCCAGGCAACCAUUCUUGGCUCGUCGGCGUUGAGUAGGAUCGAUGAAUUUAAUGGCAUUCCCUUCGCACAGCCCCCAACAGGAGCUCUUCGACUUAAGCCUCCAAAGCCGAUAACGAGACCACUGGGUGCUAUACAGGCAAUUUUUGCGGCCAAAUCAUGCCCUCAAUUCUCUAUGAACACCGACACCAGCGAUUUCCCGACAUCGGUAAUUGCAAAAUUAUCCAACAUCCCAAUCUUUCAGACCAUUGCAAAUGUGGGGGAGGAUUGUCUGACUCUUGAUAUUCGUCGUCCGGCUGGGACGAAGCCUGAUGCGAAACUGCCCGUGCUGGUGUGGAUCUAUGGUGGAGGCUUUGAGACUGGUUCUACCGCCAUGUACGAUGGCACAAGCCUUGUCACUGCCUCUAUCAACCUUCAGAUGCCUGUCAUCUUUGUGACCAUGAACUAUCGCCUUGGUGCCUUUGGCUUCUUGCCUGGCUCCGAGGUCCUGAAAGACGGUUCUGCGAACCUCGGUCUACUCGACCAGCGACUGGCUCUGGAAUGGGUUGCUGAUAAUAUUGAAGCCUUCGGCGGCGAUCCAUCCAAGGUGACUCUCUGGGGUGAAUCAGCCGGUGCCAUUUCCGUCUUCAACCAGCUCGCCCUGUACGAUGGCAACCAUACGUAUAAAGGAUCGCCACUGUUCCGCGGCGGCAUCAUGAACUCUGGCAGUAUCACUCCUGCCGACCCAGUGGACUGCGCCAAGGGCCAGGCUGUCUUCGAUCAUGUGGUGAAAAAUGCUGGUUGCGAUGAUGAGAAAGAUGCGCUGGCGUGUCUGCGCAAUUUGGAUUAUACGAGCUUCUUGAACGCGGCCAACUCCUUCCCCAACGACGUGUCAUACACAUCAAUUUCCUUGCCAUAUCUGCCUCGACCAGAUGGCAAAGUUUUGACAGAUUCACCAGAAAGACUAGCCGAAAGUGGCAAAUACGCCGACGUGCCGUUCAUUAUCGGCGAUCAGGAAGAUGAAGGCACCAUCUUUUCUUUGGCGCAAACCAACAUUACAACCACCGAGGAGAUUGUGGAUUAUUUGCAGGAUGUUUUCUUCUUCGACGCUACUCGGGCGCAACUGGAGGAGCUUGUAUCAAAAUACCCGGAUACCUCAGUCCAUGGUUCGCCCUUCCGCACCGGUGGCUUCAAUAAUUGGUACCCCCAGUAUAAGCGCAUUGCAGCAAUUCUGGGCGACGUUGCCUUUACCAUAAGCCGACGGGUAUUCCUGACACACGCCAAAAACGCAAAGCCUGAUAUCCCCUUCUGGUCAUACCUCUCGUCAUAUGACUACGGCACUCCCAUCCUCGGCACUUUCCACGGGUCUGACGUGCUCCAAGUCUUCUACGGGAUCUUGCCAAACUACGCGUCCCAAUCCAUCCAUUCCUACUACUUGUCAUUUGUUUACGACCAGGACCCCAACUCUCGAGCAAAAUACAUGGAGUGGCCGCAGUGGAGUGGAAAUAACAGCCUGAUGCAUUUCUUCAGUGAUCACGGUGCAUUACUGCCUGAUGAUUUCCGUCAACCUGUUUUUGAUUUUCUCUUGGAGAAUCCCAGCUCUUUGCAUGUUUAA